Haliotis rubra (blacklip abalone) is the source of this 557-nucleotide messenger RNA. RefSeq lists its product as uncharacterized. Lineage: Eukaryota; Metazoa; Mollusca; Gastropoda; Lepetellida; Haliotidae. The record is from RefSeq and is a predicted model, not a curated record. The coding region runs from base 106 to 450 and encodes 114 amino acids. The transcript is spliced from 5 exons.
GUCAUCGGACAAGUGUAUAUAAGACCCCCUUGCAGUCCAUUCUGCAUCACAAGAUCUCACAACGUCUUCGCAGUCAGCAACAUCUCCAUCCCCGACAGAAUCAAAAUGCUGAGAAUCACCUGUGUUGUUUUCGUCCUGGCCGUUGUUGUCAUGGUAUCCGCAAGGAGGGAUUCUCUCACCAAGGCUGUGAUUAAGGCAAGCGGGAACCCGAAUCUUAGCGCUGGUGGAGCAACCCUUUACCGAGAUGCUGAGGGUAUGGCUGAGUCAUGCGACACUGGAAUGGUCACUACACUCGGUGGAGUUUCCUACGCUGAAGCUGGGGAUUCGGCUGAUGAUGCUCUCGCAUUUGCAUCCAAACUGGGUGCUGAACUGUCUGAUGCAAGCACGGUCGCUUGUGAAGCUUACAAAUGCCCGGACGGAACUGUCAUCGGUGCCUGUGCCUUCGCCUAGAAGAACGAUUGACAUUAAGGCUGACCGGAACAAGACGAACACGCACUAUGGGAUAUUCGGUCGUUUUGUAAUGACUUGUGUAGAUAAAUAAAAGAUGAUCAUCCAAA